AUGUUCGCCUCCCCGUGGGUCUGCAGGAGUUGUGCCCGGUCAUUGCUCACGCGCCGGACCGUAAAUCAAUUCGGCCGCCGCUUUGCCAGCAACGCCACCGCCGGCGCGGUCCCCCCGGUUCUUCUUGAGCGCGCCAAGCGCAUCACCACCGAACACUCCCAACUAAAGCUCUCCCUCGAGACGGGGUUUGACACCAAGACUGCCAGGCGCGUCGGCGAGACCCAAAGCGUUGCCAAUGCCUUGGCCGAAUGGGAGGAGGCCCAGCGUGCGGCGGACGAGCUGCGUGGCAUGGUGGGUGCCCGCGACGAGGACGCGGAGCUGCGGCAGCUGGCGCGCGACGAGCUCGAGGCCACCGAGGCCCGGCUCGAUGAGUUGGCCCAGGCUCUGUCCGCCUCCCUGACGCCCAAACACCCCUUUGGCGACAUGCCCUGCCUGCUCGAGAUGCGGCCGGGACCGGGCGGUCUGGAGGGCCGGUUCUUUACGGACUCGUUGUUCCGCAUGUACCAAAACUACUGCUCGCGCAACGGCCUCCGGGCGCGCGUCGUCAAGUACGAGACGCAGGACGCGAUUGGCGACACGGGCACGGACGGCGAGGCCGCUCUUCAGGAAGCCAUUCUUGAAAUCCAGGAUACGGGCGCCUACGACAUGUUCCGCGGUGAGGCGGGCAUCCACCGCGUGCAGCGGGUUCCGGCCACCGAGAGCAAAGGCCGCACACACACCAGCGCCGCUGCUGUCUGGGUCCUCCCGUCAUUUCCUGACUCACCCGACGCCGAUGGCCAAAACAACUACGACGAUCCGGAAAGCCUGUUUUACAUUUCACCGGCCGAUGUGCGCACCGAGACGAUGCGCGCGCGCGGCGCUGGCGGGCAGCACGUCAACAAGACGGAGUCGGCCAUUCGUCUGACGCAUGUGCCCACGGGGACUGUCGUGUCGAUGCAGGACUCGCGGUCGCAGCACGCGAACCGCGACGCCGCCUGGAAGAUCUUGCGAGCGCGCAUUGCUGAGAAGCGGCGCGAAGAGCGCGAGGCCGAGGCGCGACGCAUGCGGGACGCCGUCCUGGCCAAGUCCCAGGUGACACGGUCCGACAAAAUACGCACCUACAACUACAGCCAGGACCGUGUGACGGACCAUCGGUGCGGCCUGGACGUGCAUAACCUGCCGGACGUCAUGGACGGCGGCGAAACAUUGACGCGCGUCCUGGAGGCGGUUCGUGUCUGGCAGCGCGAGCGGGACAUUGAGGCCAUUCUAGCGGAAGAGGAGGCCCAGGCGGCGGACAAAGAGACGUCUCAGAAAACAAAGGGCAAGAAGUAA
This is a messenger RNA of Sporothrix schenckii 1099-18, 1311 nucleotides long. RefSeq names its product peptide chain release factor 1. The record is from RefSeq and is a predicted model, not a curated record. Lineage: Eukaryota; Fungi; Ascomycota; Sordariomycetes; Ophiostomatales; Ophiostomataceae. Bases 1 to 1311 code for a protein of 436 amino acids. Gene Ontology annotation, molecular function: translation release factor activity. The transcript is spliced from 2 exons. Gene Ontology annotation, biological process: translational termination.